AUGGCUGCUGCUGAGGGGGCCGCCCCAGAAUACAUCAGCGUCCCGCAUGAGGCCGCCCUGCGCUUCACCCAGCAGAUUCUCGAGGCCCAUUCCGUAUCUCCAGAAGACGCAGCAGUCGUAGCUGACAAUCUUGUCUCGGCCGACCUGCGCGGUGUGGACUCGCACGGCAUCAAUCGCCUCCCUUCGUACCUAAAACGUCUGCGUCAACAGGUUCUAGAUCCCAAGGCCAGCCCGACGUUGGAGCAGGUCACACCUGUAGUUGCACAUGUCGAUGGCCACAAUGCCUUCGGCGCCGUCGUCGCCAAGAAGGCCAUGACGGCUGCAGUAGACAUGGCAAAGACAUACGGCAUCGGCAUGGUCGCCUGCAACCACAGCAACCACUUUGGCAUGUCGGCAUGGGUAGUGCAGCAGGCCCUCGACGCAGACCUGAUGUCGCUCGUCUUCACCAACAGCUCGCCCGCCCUGCCCGCCUGGGGAGGCAGGGAGCAGCUGCUGGGCGUGAGUCCUAUUGCCUGCGGCGCGCCGGGGGAGCCCAUCCCUUUUAUACUUGACAUGGCCCCGUCGGUGGCGGCCAGAGGCAAGGUCUACAAGGCCCUGCGGAGGGGGGAGCCCAUCCCGGAGGACUGGGCGCUGGAUAAGCACGGGAACCGCACGACGGACCCGGCCGAGGCCCUGGACGGUGGGGCCAUGCUGCCCAUGGGGGGGCCCAAGGGUUCAGCACUGGCCAUCAUGAUGGACGUCUUCUCUGGCGUCCUGUCAGGCUCAGCCUAUGCUGGUCAUGUGGCGGGGCCCUAUGACCCCUCGAGGCCAGGAGACGUUGGCCAUUUCAUCGUGGCCAUGCGACCUGAUCUCUUCAUGAGUGCAGAGGAUUUCAGGGCGAGGAUGAAAUAUCUUUACGACCGCGUGGUAGGCUCGGAGAAGAUGCAGGGGGUCGACCGUAUCUAUUUCCCGGGCGAGAUUGAGAUGGCGCGAAGGGAAGAGAGGCUCAAGUCGGGCAUCCCAUAUGCAAGGGCAGAGAUCGAGGUGCUGAACCAGGAGGCAAAGGCGGCCGGUGUAGACAUAUUGGUAUGAAAGAAACAAACUGCCUGUGGUAAAAGAAAGGCAAAAGG
Messenger RNA from Cryphonectria parasitica EP155, 1109 nucleotides. Its product is annotated as Malate/L-lactate dehydrogenase. Gene Ontology annotation, molecular function: oxidoreductase activity. Bases 1 to 1071 code for a protein of 356 amino acids. Lineage: Eukaryota; Fungi; Ascomycota; Sordariomycetes; Diaporthales; Cryphonectriaceae. The record is from RefSeq and is a predicted model, not a curated record. The transcript has 2 exons.